Chlorocebus sabaeus (green monkey) is the source of this 2518-nucleotide messenger RNA. RefSeq names its product cysteinyl-tRNA synthetase 2, mitochondrial (gene CARS2). Gene Ontology annotation, biological process: cysteinyl-tRNA aminoacylation. Gene Ontology annotation, molecular function: ATP binding; cysteine-tRNA ligase activity. Lineage: Eukaryota; Metazoa; Chordata; Mammalia; Primates; Cercopithecidae. Gene Ontology annotation, cellular component: cytoplasm. The record is from RefSeq and is a predicted model, not a curated record.
UUUUUCUUUUGAUGGGAAGCGGUGUUUUGAGAACACAGCGUGGGCACCGCGCAUGCUCGUUGCUGCCGUCUGUCGUUGUUUCCUGGCCUCUCCCGUAGACUGAGGUGAUGAACACAUGUGCUCCGUAGGUCGCACUGAUACUCAUAUUCCAGGCCGCGGGGUUUCAUUAACCCCUCUGUCUGUUCACAUGUGUGGUUCCCUUUUCCCCUGUGGCAAAUCCUGGCCUUUCAGGACACCAGGUGUGACAGGAUACCCAGUGGGCAUCCACCUGCUUUAGUCCAUCAGGGACCAGCCCUGCCCUAGGCUUGACCACGAUUAUAAGUUUCCCAUGCACGUGCCUCCUCCCCACCCCCACGUGUCUGUGUGUCCGAGUGCCCAGCCUCUGCCUGCGCUGCCUCCUGCAGCCCCGCCCACUCUCCCCCAUUCCUGCCAUCUCCAGGUCCGCGUUCUCCCUGUUGUUUUUGAAGCUCAUUCCCCAGCACUUUCUGAAGGAAGAGCCCUUUUUCAGGAACAGUAGUCCCUGAAUUUGUGCCUGUGGAUGACAGUGUGCUGCCUUCCACCUCAAAGUCAGUUUGGCUGGAAAUACAAUCCUUGGCCACAUUUUCUGUCCUUAAGUAUUUUCCUUCAGCAUAGGGUGUUACUGAUGCUCUCAUUUUCCGUGCACUGUGUAGGAAUUGUUCUGUUUGCUCGGACAAUUCCUAUAAUAACAGGAUGUUGUCCUUACUGAAAUGACUAGCCAUGAAAACAUAGCCUGUCCAGUCCGACCCAGGAAAAGCAUCCGUGUCUGCACCAAAACGGUUCAACCUCUCUAAAUUCAUCAAAGGUGAUGGACGCCUGUGUCAGCGCUCCCGGGUGGAAAGGGUGAUAUCAGGACGUUGUGCACAUGGGGGCAUGCCUGUCCUGGGCAGAUGGGACACUGGGUUUUGGUGAGCAUGCACCCCUGGCAGCCUCGCCACACGGUGACAGGCACGUCGCUCAGAGUCUCAGGUCCACCUGACAUGAUCACACACUUUUCACUCUGUGUGAUUAGUAUCUUUUUGGAAAAAAACAGCCCUGCAACUCAGUUACUGAUAAACAGAGCAUUUCUCGUCAGACAGAAUAAGGAAAAAUGGGAAAACCCCACCCAGUCCACAGUACAUUCCUGAGAAAUGAGCGUCUGUGGGUUCCCGGCCGCCCACCUCUCCCUGUGCGCUGGGGCAUCUGAGAUGAAAGCGUUGCCGGUGCUCCUGUUCCUCACGUGGGUGAAACAGGAGUGAGCAAGAAGUGCAGGUCUCCUUCAAAGAGAAACCACCCGGGGCGCGCUGCCCACCGGCAGCUGCAGGGGCUUCCGUCAGGGUGGCUGGCUGGAUUUCCCUGCGGACUCUGACAAGCGUCAUGCCAGUGACUUUGCCCUGUGGAAGGCGGCCAAACCCCAGGAGGUGUUCUGGGCCUCUCCCUGGGGACCCGGGAGGCCGGGCUGGCACAUCGAGUGCUCUGCCAUCGCUAGUAUGGUAUUUGGAAGUCAACUGGAUAUCCAUUCAGGUGGGAUAGAUUUAGCUUUUCCACAUCAUGAAAACGAAAUUGCACAGUGUGAAGUCUUUCAUCAGUGCGAGCAGUGGGGAAAUUAUUUUCUGCAUUCUGGGCAUUUGCAUGUGAAAGGCAAAGAAGAAAAAAUGUCCAAAUCGUUAAAAAACUACAUUACUAUUAAGGACUUUCUGAAGACCUUUUCCCCUGACGUCUUCCGGUUCUUCUGCCUGCGGAGCAGCUACCGCUCAGCCAUCGACUACAGCGACAGCGCCAUGCUCCAAGCCCAGCAGCAGCUCCUGGGGCUGGGCUCUUUCCUGGAGGACGCACGUGCCUACAUGAAGGGGCAGAUGGCCUGCGGCUCUGUCAGAGAAGUGAUGCUGUGGGAGAGGCUCACCAGCACCAAGAGGGCCGUGAAGGAGGCCCUGGCAGAUGACUUUGACACACCCAGGGUAGUUAAUGCCAUCCUGGGCCUUGCGCGCCACGGGAACGGACAGCUCAGGGCGGCCUCGAAGGAACCUGGAGUGCCGAGAAGUCCUGCUGUGUUUGGUGCCAUCAUCUCUUACUUUGAACAGUUUUUUGAAACUGUUGGAAUUUCUCUGGGCAAUCAACAGUGUGUUUCAGGAGACGGCAGCGAGGCCACCUUGCGUAGUGUGGUGGAGGAGCUGGUGCGGUUCCGGCAGAAGGUCCGGCAGUUUGCGCUGGCCAUGCCCGAGGCCACGGGGGAGGCCCGACGGCAGCAGCUCCUAGAGAGGCAGCCCCUGCUGGAGGCAUGCGACACCCUGCGCCAGGACCUGACUGCCCAUGGCAUCAACAUCAAGGACAGAAACAGUACAACGUCCACGUGGGAACUGCUGGAUCAAAGGACAAAAGACCAAAAAGCAGCGGGCUGAGGAUGGAGCGCAGCCAUGAACCUGCUCAGACAAGAUGCGCCUGUGCUUUAUGUUAAAGGCUUUAUGUUAAAGCUUCCUGUCGGGGCUGCUAGGUCAGCAUUAAAGUAAGGCAACCAACAGUG